Messenger RNA from Homarus americanus (American lobster), 1103 nucleotides. Its product is annotated as putative methyltransferase DDB_G0268948. The transcript has 7 exons. Bases 1 to 723 code for a protein of 240 amino acids. The record is from RefSeq and is a predicted model, not a curated record. Lineage: Eukaryota; Metazoa; Arthropoda; Malacostraca; Decapoda; Nephropidae. Gene Ontology annotation, molecular function: S-adenosylmethionine-dependent methyltransferase activity.
AUGGUUUAUCAAGGACCCUUCACAGCUGCUAUUGAUGUCGGAUGUGGUUCUGGUCAAAGUACACACAUCCUCAGCCCACAUUUUACCUCUGUCACGGGUCUUGAUAUUUCUCAGGCCCAGAUUACUGAAGCCACUAAACUAGGCACAGGAACAAAUGUUUUCUUCAAAGUGAGUGGUGCUGAAAAGCUGCCUUUCUCAGAGUGUAGCCUGCAGCUGGUCACUGCUGGUCAAGCUUGUCACUGGUUUGAUCUGCCAAAGUUCUAUGAGGAAGUUGAUCGUAUUCUUGUACCAGGAGGUGUCUUGGCACUGUAUGGCUACGCAUUCCCACAGCCCAUCUAUGGAGACCUUACAGAAAAACUCUAUGACAUUAUUAACUAUGUGUAUGAAAAAGACACGGGUGGCUACUGGGGAAGUGGUCGUAAAGAUGUUGAUGCUGCUUAUAGCCAUCAAAAGUUCAGCAUACCUUACUCAAGUAAUACAAGAGAUGACACUCAUUAUGUGGAUAAAAGUGCUACAGUUGCUGAGUUGACUGGAUACAUAACAAGCUGGUCAGGAUUCCAGAACUUUAAAGCCAAAAAUGGUGAUGUUGCUGCCCAGGAGAUUCUUGACAGGUUCCAGAACAGGAUCAUGUCGACCCUCAACUUAACAACGAGUCCGGAGGAUACCCAACUCUGCCUUCGCUUCAAGUUCUUCCUCAUUAUGGGCAGAAAACCUCUAAGUUAGAAUUGAUUUACUCUUGUAGGAAAUAAGACAAGUGCACAAUCUUCUGCUUAAAUGAAAUAUUAAUAGUUUUGGUCAUUUUAUUAUAUUGAAAUGUAAAAUUAGAAAUCUGUAUAAAUGUUUCAGUGAGUUAUAGUUAUAUUUUAAGGAGAAAUAAGUUUUAGAAUUUACCUUUGAAUUUUGUUAUGGUUACAUGAGUCUUACUAAUUCAUGCAUCUUUUUAGUGUAGAAUGUUUCUCGUAACAAUACUGUAGUGGAUUUAAAAAUAAUGUAAACUUCUUUGUGACAGCAGAAGAAAAUUUUAUUACCAUAUGUAUCUUCAAUUCAUUUUACUUUUUUAUCAAUUUAUCUCUGGUGGAUAAUAAAAUUGUGAUUUGAUUUUC